Molecule: messenger RNA, 2320 nt
Organism: Durusdinium trenchii
Lineage: Eukaryota; Dinophyceae; Suessiales; Symbiodiniaceae
Source: the annotation of a GenBank genome assembly
AGCUCUCAUCUCGGGGAUUCCGCACACUGAGCCAUUGGCAUUGCGAUUUCGGACUUGGGACAUUGUGGCAAAAGUAUGAUCCAGAAUGCUAAGAGACGCUACGAGCAUCUGACCGAUGGCAAGUUGGUGCUGGACAGCAAGAAGAGAAGGGAGUUUGCAUUUGCUGCAGUGGACACAUGCAUCUCUAUCUACAUCAACGGCCGCGUCAAUGAGUGGACCCCAGUGCCGCUGCUGAGCCGGUUCAUCCCUCAAGUUGCAGAUUUGCUUCCAGAGUCCGUGCUCCCAAACAAAGAGCGCCACUGUUUGAUUGCUGAGCUGCUUUACAAGAGUGGAAUGAAACUGGGUGGUUUGCCGGUGAAAGCCAUGCAGUUUAUGAGUCUCCGGCAUGAUUUGCCCGAAGGUUACUGUGAAGAGUUUUCCAAGGCGCAGGAAAGCACAAGUUUCCGCAGUCCAGCAGAGCACGUUCAGAAGAUCUUGGGCAAGUUUCCGGGCUUGGAAUGGGAUGACUCUGACGAAUUUGUGAAGAGCGCCUCCAUUGCACAAGUUCACACGAAUUGCACAUGGCAAGGCAAGCCAGCAGUGGCCAAAGUUCAGCACGCCCACGUGAAAGAAGAGUACGAAAGUGAUUUGAAGAUCAUGGCCGACCUUGGCCAACAUGUGGACAAAUAUGAGGAGGCAAAAGGUGCAGCUGUGAUGUUGAAGUCACUUGCUGAGAAGCUGGCGCCAACAGUAUCCAGCGAAACUGACUUCACAAAAGAAGCAGCCAACCAAGAUCGCAUUCAGAAGAUGUUUGCUGCAUCGCACUCCGAUGUGGUUGUUCCAGAGGUGUUUGCUGCCACUGAGAUGGGCCUGAUUAUGGAGAAGCUCCCAGGCAAGACAGCAGCGGAAGCUAUCGCGUGCUGGAAGCGUGGUGAGCCCCUCGAUAUCUUCGACCGCCAGCAACGGAACGUCAUCUAUGACUUAUUUGCGCAGAUGGUCUUGAAGCACAGAUUCUUUCAAAUGGAUGCCCACCCAGGCAAUUUCAUGGCUUUAGAUACUGUGAAGGUGGCACUUCUGGAUUUUGGUCAGUGCUGCGAACCUUCGCCAAAGCAAGUGACACUUUUUCAGAAUUUCGCUCUCACUGCACCCACCUCUGAAGAAGAUGCCAUAGAUGAGACCAAGAUUUUGUCAUGGAUCAGCGAAAUGGGAGUGAAAGUGGCGACUGCAGCUGAAGCCAAAGCGUCGGCUGAUUUGCUCUUCUUCGGACAGAAAAGCUCCAUAUUUCCAAGCACGAAAGAAAUUGACCCUGAGCUCAUGCCGUUGCUGCUGAUUUCUUUCUAUUUGUCUCGUUUUGAGAGCGAGGCUGCUGAGCUCCGCUCUCACGUAGGUUUGAAGGAUCAGGCAGAUGACUUUGCUGUGCUCAAGGCAUUCCGCUACGUUGCCGAGGCUUUGAACAGGGCUAAGUUGUGAUUUAGGUUAUCCCUGGACGAAGUUCGAGGCCAAGCAGACAUGACUAGGACUAGGCUAGCGGCUCGCAGAUGACCUUCAGAAUGAAUGAUGAAUUUGGUUGUCUGGUACGGUCAUGUUUGAGCAUGCUGCUUGGCACCCUAGACAAGCCCAUUGCUCCGGAGUAGUUAUUAGCAGGCAGAGUUCAUGAACUUGUUGGUGCUUCAACGGCACCAGUGCAUGCUGGUGCGGCGUUUUGCAGCGCAGUGUGCCAGAAGUGAAUUCACCAGCAGAAAUUGGAGCGGCAGUGACAGUGAUUGGUCUUUGUUUGGUUGAGGCCUUGUGUCCGAUUGUUGUUUCAAGCUCGCUUUCAGUAUCACCCCAUGGCAAGGGUGUGUUCUACACUCCGCCCUGCUGGUUGUGUAGCGCAGUGCGCUAGCGAGAUAUCAAUCUCUGGAGUCGACUGCUUGUUUUGCACUUUGAAGCAAGUGUGAAACCUGCGACCUAUUGAAAAAGGCAACAGGUUUCACCUUGGCGCUCAUUCGAUCUAUUUGUGUUUCUCUCUUUUACUUUGUCCGCGCAUAUAGCUGCGUCCAUGUUGUUUCCCUGCUCUUGGUUUUCUUUUCCUGGCUUUGCUAGUCUUUUUAACCGGCGGUGUGCGAUCCUUCUUCGAAUUCUUGUUGGGCGUUCUGUUCCUCGUGCACUUCUGCUGUGGCUUCAUGACGCUGAUUCUUAGAUCUAACCGUAACGAGCAUGUUCCAAACCAAAGCAGCAUGCAGUUGCCAUGGAGAGAGAACAGGAACGCGUUGUUCACGCUGCAGAACUGCAGGAGAGCAGCAACUUCGCCCUCGAAACACGACAGAAUGCGAAUUUAAGGAAUCAUAAAGAAGGCUGA